Cinclus cinclus is the source of this 2261-nucleotide messenger RNA. It is a transcript of the gene GINS3, whose product is annotated as GINS complex subunit 3. Gene Ontology annotation, cellular component: GINS complex. The coding region runs from base 1 to 639 and encodes 212 amino acids. Gene Ontology annotation, biological process: mitotic DNA replication initiation. The transcript has 3 exons. Lineage: Eukaryota; Metazoa; Chordata; Aves; Passeriformes; Cinclidae. The record is from RefSeq and is a predicted model, not a curated record.
AUGGCCGAGGCGUAUUUCCCUGUGGGCCCGGGGCUGGGCAUGGAGGAGAAUUUCCUCUCUCUGGACGAUAUCCUGAUGUCGCAGGAGAAGCUGCCGGGGCGCGCCGAGAGCGUGCUGCCGCGCCUGGCCGUGUUGCUGGGGCAGGGUGCCGGCAGCGCCGAGUCCAUCCCGGAGGGAUCAAAGCUGGAAAUCCCCCUGUGGCUUGCUAAAGGGCUGUAUGACAGCAAAAGGAGAAUCAUCUCUGUGGAACUGCCAAAGAUUUACAGGGAAGCCUGGAGGACCGUGUUCAGUGCUGAUGCCAAUGUGGUUGAUCUGCAUAAAAUGGGGCCCUACUACUACGGAUUUGGCUCACAGCUCUUGAAUUUUGAGAAUCCAGAGAAUCCUGAGAUAGCUCAGACUAUCCUGCAGACGUUCAUUGCUCGUUUCCGCCGCAUCAUGGACUCCUCUCAGAACGCCUACAACGAGGACACGUCUGCACUGGUGGCUCACCUGGAUGAGCUGGAACGGGCUCUCUUUCAAGUGGGCCAGAAAGGGCUGAAUGACUUCCAGUCCUGGGAAAAGGGACAGGCUUCUCUAAUCACAGCUUCCAGUCUGGUGCAGAACUACGGGAAGAGAAAGCUCGCAGAAGUGGAUGGUUAAAAACCUGAAGAGCACGAAGUUACCGUGAGGGACGCAGAUUUACAGCCUGUUGUAGAAGAGGAAAAUGAAUCAAUUUAGGGAAGGACAGGCUCCCUGUCCAUUAAUGGGAGUUCUCUGUAACAGGUUUGCAUAAGAUCAGUGAAAAUUUUAAAGGCAGAGGGUAAGGGUAUAAAAACUAGAUCACAUCACUUAGCAGCCUUACAGCUUCCUUGUAGCACUCCUGAGGAGUUGCAUCUGAAGUGUUUGCUAGGUGGCUGAGAGGUUAUGAGAGGAUUUUCUAAAAGGGUAAUAAAUACUAAUUAUUGCUCUAAAUUGCUAUGUACAGUACCAGAUCUGGAAAGAAGUGUAAUUCAUGUAUUUUAUCUUGUCCUUCCCAUCCCAACCUCCUGGAAACAGCUGUUGAUUCUAUGAACAGCUGUUUCCAGGUUCUCUGUUCUUUAGAGAGACCCAGUGAUGUGGAAAAAAUGCGAUACAGCAAUAAUUUUUUUUCAUUUCUUAUACACUGAGGUGGAACAGGUGCUCUUUGUGAGGCAGGAAUGUUUUUCUUUGCUGGGUCUUGUACACAGUGCCAGUGCCCUGGAGAGAAAUACCUGCUCAAACCCACACAGCAGGUGGCUGCACAGGUCUCAUGCUGCUUUGUCCUCUCUCCCCCUUUUUGGCCCUUGUGACCUUGGUGCUGUGCAGUAAAAAGUGUUCUUGUUUGAUGCCUGUGGCUUUUGUGCUGGAUGUGUUCUACAGAGGAGGAAACAGAAGGCAGCAGAGGGUAAAGUCUGGACCAGAUCAAAAGCAGAAACUUUAAUGGAAACUCUACUCCAUUAUCAACCUUUGAACUAUUUGUUUCUCCAUGAGAAUUCUUCUGAUUUCUAAAUUUAGUGAGUAGAAGGGACAGAGCAAAUGAACGAAGUUUCCUUCCUUCUGAUCCGUCCAAAUGAAUCUAGGAAUAUGAUCCUGGUAAAUGUCAUCCUUGCUGGUAGGAGUGACGGGAUUUGGGACUUGCUAAACAGCACAGUGGUUAUCAUCCCAUGUGGAUGCCCUUAAACCUAAAUCAUUUCAAGUGCCGUUGGACUGGAGACAGAGGACAUGGUUAUCUCUGUAGUUCUGCAGUCAUCAGGGUGGUUGUCCUUUAGGAGCAGUAUUAGACAUCUUACAGGUGCCUCUGUAGAAGGAGAACCUUCAGGAGAACGGGAGCAGAGGAGCUGCAUCCUGAUGCUGCUGAGCACUUCCACUUCUGUGGGAAUCCUUGGGAGGUGACAGCAAGAUCCAAGUCUCGGAGGAGCUGCUACUGGAUUUGCAGAUUCACCUGGAUAUGGGAUGCUUCAAACAAGACCUCGAGCACAAAGGGCCAUUCCGUGGCCAGAGAUGUUCAAGCUCAGCCUGUGGAGGUGGUGAGAGGGGACAGUUGGGACAAUUUUAUGCCUUCACAACUGUCUUGGUGCCUCCCCCUCAGCUGCACAGGGCCAGCUGUCCUGCCACAGGAGACUAGUUGGAAGCUUGCCUGACUAAGUAUUUUAAGUAUGUGCAGGAUGAAAUGCUGCUGAAUUUAAUGACUUAAUGACACAUAAUGGCUUAUGCAUUUGUCAGUUGUCCAUUUCUGGAUUUUUAUCCUGAAUAAAUGUUCUGUA